Molecule: messenger RNA, 2337 nt
Organism: Elephantulus edwardii (Cape elephant shrew)
Lineage: Eukaryota; Metazoa; Chordata; Mammalia; Macroscelidea; Macroscelididae
Gene: GPRIN3
Product: GPRIN family member 3
Exons: 1
Coding region: 34-2337 (767 amino acids)
Biological process (GO): neuron projection development
Cellular component (GO): plasma membrane
Source: RefSeq, a predicted model, not a curated record
GAAAGCUCUAGUGUUUUCCUGAAGAAAAAUUCCAUGGGGACUGUACCUGACCCACUGAGAGCAGCUAAAACUCCACUGAUUGAAACUUCCAGAAUUGAAAAGGAUCUAAGAGAGGUACAAUCUGCCCCCCUAAGUACGAAUGCCAAUGGCCUUUCAGAAGCUCCUACAGAUCCAGACUUCAGCCCAAAAGCAAUGGCUGAGGCCCUAAGGCAAACUUGUGGGCAUGAGAUGAUCCAGCCAGACAUGUCUUCUCCUGAUGUCUUCAAUGAAGUGGAGAAAGUAACCCCCACAGUUAACUCUCCUGGUAAAAUCAAGCUGUCAGGAAAGAGCUUGUCCACAACAACCUCCUGUUCUGUAGCAGCAGAGGAUCUUACACAGGCACCAAUUACCAUGCCAGCCGAUCAGUGUUCCAAUCAGGCUAUCUUGGCUGAUCAACUCAAUGCAACCUCUUCAACUCUACCUGAAGAUGUCAAGGUGAAAUCACAGAGAACAUCUGAUGGAGAGCAAUCUGAGAAGUCAAAUAGUCAAGGCAUUAAGGAUAGCAGCAAAGAUCAAGUGUCCUGUGAUUCUCCUUCACAAGAAACUAUCCAGGGAAUGGUGCAGACUCCAACUGCAGCAACCCCAGUGUCUAGUCAAACAGCUCCUCCGGUUGGUGGCCCUGAGUGGGAGAGGCAGCGAGCCAUUUGUUACUCUGAUCCCAGGUCCUGUGGAUCUCCAGCUGGGAAAUUUGGAUGUUCAGAAAAUAAGCAGCCCUCAGGCACUGCCUCAGACGCUCAUGCCAUGACUUCUGUGAUACCCCAGCCAUCCCACCUCUCUAGCAACGAUUCAGUAUUUCCCCCAGGCCCAGAGCAAGUGCUGCAGCCAGCAUCACACCAGGGCUCAAGGUUCAAAGAGGCAAGCACAAUGACUACCCAAGCUGAAAACGAAAUCAAGGAUGCUACCAAUAGGACUCAGCGAGACGCUGAGGUACAGGCAGUGGCCAGUGUGGAAAGCAGAUCGGUCUCCACAAGUCCCAGCAUUCUCACUGCCUUCUUAAGAGAAAUGCCUGCUUCCACGCAUUGGGAGCAAAAAGAGCAGCUGCGCGUCGUUUGUCAUGGCGGUGGCAGCAGGAGCCACACGUUGGAGCUCUCCGACAGCACUCCAGCCCCACCAUGUUAUGGCAUCGUGCCAGAAGUGCACAUCCAGGUAGCCACAGCUGUUUCCACAGCUUUGAAAGGAGGCAAUAAAUCAGUGGGCUUAUCAGGCAAGAGUCUUCAAACCUCACCAAUCAGCGUGGCAUCCAGUAAUACUCAGUACAAAGGUAAAGAAGGUGGGAAGUCCCCAGGAAUGACUCCAGAGAAAGGAGAGCCAACCUCCCAACUGCUUUCAGGUACUAAUUCUGGGUCCCUGAAAGCUGGGCCUAGUGAUCAGAUUUCUGUCUGUACUGUCAGCCAGGGUGAAAUAAACCAUAAGUUGGGGCAAUGUGAGGCUAAGCCAUCUGAGUUUACGGUGAAAAUCAUCAAUGGCCACCACACAGACCAGGACUGUAAACAACCCAACUCCUGUGUUCCCAUCAGUAAAGGUGACCAGUUGGAAAACUUGGGAGCCACUGAGAAUGAAGGUGUCGGAGAGGAAAAGCCUGCAUCUCCCCAGGCAGUAAAACAGUCAGAGGCUGCAGGUGCUGAGCCCCUGGAUGUAAAAGCCAAAACCCCACUGCUCAAUCCCAGAUCUCAAGAAAGCGGAGGCACUGGAUCAACUGCUAAUCCCACACCCUCCUCAAUGAGAAAGACCCAGGAGAGCAUCUUGGAAGAAAAUAAACAGGCCAAGACAGCCGCCAGCCUGAGCCUGCCUUCUGAUUCCAUGGGUGACUCUAGCCCCAAUUCUGGCAAGAAGACCCCAUCUCGCUCUGUCAAAGCCAGCCCCCGCCGGGCCAGCCGGGUCAGCGAGUUCCUCAAAGAGCAGAAGUUGAAUGUGACAGCGGCUGCUGCUCAGGUGGGACUCACUCCCAGCGAGAAGAAAAAGCACCUUGGUGCUGACUCCAGGCUCCACUUGAAACAGUCCAAGCGCGUAAGAGACGUGGUGUGGGACGAGCAGGGCAUGACCUGGGAGGUGUAUGGUGCUUCCUUGGACCCGGAGUCCUUGGGGAUCGCGAUCCAGAACCACUUACAAAGACAAAUCAGGGAACAUGAGAAAUUAAUCAAAGCACAGAGCAGCCAGGGCCGGAGAUCCAUUUCCUCAGAUACUUCUUCAAAUAAAAAGCUCAAAGGAAGGCAGCACAGCGUUUUCCAGUCCAUGCUGCAGAAUUUUCGACGUCCCAACUGCUGUGUUCGCCCUGCGCCUUCGUCUGUGUUAGAUUGA